Molecule: messenger RNA, 1278 nt
Organism: Myripristis murdjan (pinecone soldierfish)
Lineage: Eukaryota; Metazoa; Chordata; Actinopteri; Holocentriformes; Holocentridae
Gene: lyrm9
Product: LYR motif containing 9
Exons: 4
Coding region: 162-395 (77 amino acids)
Source: RefSeq, a predicted model, not a curated record
UUUAUUUUGAAGGCUGGCGCCGGAAGUCUUGUUUGAAACUGACAAGCAUGGAGGGGUUUCAUAAGGACAGAGAGGAGGUUAGCUAACACACACUCCGGCUCAGAGGAAAACAGAGGAGUCCGUUCGACUACAGUCAAAAAGAUUUGCCCCACCUUGGAGGGAUGCCUUUAGCCGGAGCAGAGUUGGUCCAGACGCCAGUGCACCUCUAUCGUUACCUCCUCAGAUGCUGCAGGCUUCUGCCGAGCAAUGCAAUGAGGAAGCAUUACCAGCACGCAAUAAGACAGGGAUACAACAGUCAUGCAGACGAAGAGGACCCCGAGAGGAUAAAAAUGAUCAUUGAAAGAGCUAUUGCAGACGCUGACUGGAUUCUUGAUAAAUACACAAAGAAGAAGUGAGAUGCAUAAACCACCAGGUGCAGAGGAGGUGCAUUGGCGCUGCUUUCUGCAAUGCUUCAUGUGACAUGAGUUGUUGCAAAUGCACUGUUGUACAUUUAUGUGUUAAGUAAAUUACAUUGUAUGUUAAAGCAGGUUUCAACACAGCUUAUUUUGCUGUCAAAUAGUGAAACAAUGAGCCUUGAAUACGUGUGGUGUUGUUCUUAAUGUGAUCUUUAAUGAUAAAGUGAUAAAGCCUUCUCUGAUGGUGAGGAAAAGUCCUCCGGUGAGUCACUGACAAGCCACAAAAUCCAAAUAAUUCAUGUUGAAAAAUAAACUGAAAACUUGACUUAAAGCCCAUGUAAGAAAGGCAUGGUAGAAUAUCAUCUGAGAGAAAUCAGCCCAAACAGUUGUGUACAUGGUUACAUGUUUGUUUGUUUGUUUGUUUUUUUUCCAGCCUGACCGGAGGCAGAUUUCCUGCAGCAUCCACUGAUUAGUCAAGACUUAAGCAAACCUCCAGUGUAUCAAUGGGCACUGCUUAGUUAAUCAACCUGGCUUCCAGAUAUUUUAAUGAGAUUUCUUGCUAUAACAGUCACUGAACCGCCAUAUAAAACUAUUAUUUGACUCCGCUGCUGUUACUGUAAGCUCUGAUUGAGUUGAAAUAAUGUCUUGAAUGCAAAAAAAAAAAAAAAAAAAAAAGCCAAAAAAAAGCCCAUUGUUGACAUGAAGACUCUGGUCAUUGUUGCACUUGAAGCUCAUGAAUUUUUUGUUAGUAUUUUUUGAAUAUGAAAAAAUGACUACUUGAUUCAUUAUAAAGCUUAAAUGUCACUGGAGUGAGAGGACCAAGGACUGUACUUUCUAAGAUUCAUCCAAUUAUUAAAGCUCAGUGUCAGCUCUGCAUCUCCCA